AAAUGCAAAGCACUUCCCAUUCCAAACUUGCAACUAGUUACAUUUGGCUACUUCCACACAUUGGCUAAGAAAGCAAAGGGAGGAAGGAACAGGGUUGUGCUGUCAGUUGAAUUAAAAUAAGACAGAGAUAGUGGAAUUCUUACCACAUUAAUGAACGUGUUCCGACACUAGUUGGUAUCUCUCCCAAAUAAUUCAAUAUGGUAAAGAUGCUGUUUCUCCAGAGUGCUCUCUUUCUUGCUAGCUUACAUGGAAUUCAGACUCUUAAAAUCUGUUCCUUUAACGUGAGAUCAUUUGGAAAAUCAAAAGUAGCCAAGGAAGGAAUCCUGGAUGUGCUUGUGAAGGUAAUCUCCCGUUGUGAUCUAAUGUUGAUGAUGGAAAUCAAGGAUUCAAGAAAUAAAGCAUUUCCUAUGCUAAUGGAAAGACUGAAUAACCAAGGCAACGGUAAUGAAUACGAAUUUGUCAUUAGCAAACGCUUGGGACGAAAGGCCUACAAAGAACAGUAUGCUUUCAUUUACAGGCCAAAACUGUUAACAGUAAAAAGAAUUUACCAGUACCCUGAUCAUCAUGGAGACAUUUUUGCAAGGGAGCCAUAUGUGGUAUGGUUUUCAUCGCGUUAUACCACUGUAAGGGACUUUGUCAUUAUCCCACAACACACAGCACCAGAUUCAGCAGUCCGUGAACUGAACGGGCUAUACGAUGUUUAUGUGGAAAUGAAACAACGCUGGAGAGCAAAGUAUUUCAUACUUAUGGGAGACUUCAAUGCAGACUGUGAAUACGUCCGCAGGAAGGAAUGGCCAAGUAUCAGAUUGAGAAAUGAUACCAAUUUUAUUUGGCUAAUUGGAGAUAAUGACGAUACAACAGUAAAACAUAGUACACACUGUGCAUAUGACAGGAUUGUACUCCGUGGAGAAAAAUUAGUAAACGCAGUCAUUCCGAAUUCAGCCAACAUAUUUAACUUCAAAGAAGCUUAUGGCAUGACUGAAAGACAGGCCCUGAAUGUGAGUGACCAUUUUCCUGUGGAAGUAGACUUGCGGAGGUCGCGUAGCAUCUUUUACUUUUUAAGAUCUCUGGCAGGUCCAAAGGAAGCUACCUUUUUGAUUACGAUGAAUGGAAUGAGAUUCUGGCCAUCAAACCGCACCUCCCAUUGCGGACAUCAGCAGUGAGAAUUCAAGAAGUGGGUGACUUAAACUGCAGCACCUUGCCUACGUGACUAACUGUUCAUACGUAAGCUGAAGGAAGCAGCAAGUGACCAGUCAAUGUUUGAAUGGCAUGAACAAGUUUUGUUUCCACCAUCUGGUGAACUUAUACAACAAGAUGUCAAUUUUGACCAAUACCGAUGAGAAAUUAUGUGAAAAUCCAACCAAACCAGGAUAAGAUGGCAGAGGAGAACAUAUACAUUGAGCAUCUUAUUAAAACUUAUGUUUGAACUUGCUGAAAUAGAAAGAAAUGCUUCUUAAAAUAUAACCAAUAAUAAAUUACAGCAAAUGCUUUGAUAAACUGACAAUGAUGCUGGAAUCAAAAGAACUUUGCUUACUGUUAUCAAGUCAUACAAUACCAUAACCUAUAGCCAUAGUAC
This is a messenger RNA of Hemiscyllium ocellatum (epaulette shark), 1576 nucleotides long. RefSeq names its product deoxyribonuclease gamma-like. Gene Ontology annotation, cellular component: nucleus. Gene Ontology annotation, biological process: DNA catabolic process. Lineage: Eukaryota; Metazoa; Chordata; Chondrichthyes; Orectolobiformes; Hemiscylliidae. The record is from RefSeq and is a predicted model, not a curated record. The transcript has 9 exons. Gene Ontology annotation, molecular function: DNA nuclease activity. The coding region runs from base 198 to 1163 and encodes 321 amino acids.